AUGGAAAAGGCUGCGGCAAUAAGUAAUAGCAGACAAUUGUUCAGACUUGUCAAGGAAACCUGUGUUAAGAAUCCAACUGUUAGCGAAACUAUCUCGGAAAAAGAUAGACAUAUUAUUCAUUGUCAGUCCAGGAGAUUGGAUCGAUGGGCAGAACACUUUAAGGGUCAGUUCAACUGGCCUUCAGCCAUACUUCGGUUUCUCACGAUCUCCAGUCAACCUGAAUGUGAAGUUAAUGUAAGUCCUCCGACUCUUUACGAAGUUGAAAAAGCCAUAAGAAAUCUGAAGCGAGGGAGAGCAGCAGGCCCUGACAGGUUUAUUCCUGAGAUUUUUAAGGAUGGAGGUCCAGUAUUAGCAAUGAGAUUAACUGAGGUCUUAGGUAGAAUUUGGGAACUGGACGUAAUCCCAUCUGACUGGUCUCAAUCACUGAUUGUGCCAGUCUAUAAGAAAGGAUAA
Molecule: messenger RNA, 453 nt
Organism: Schistosoma mattheei
Lineage: Eukaryota; Metazoa; Platyhelminthes; Trematoda; Strigeidida; Schistosomatidae
Source: the annotation of a GenBank genome assembly